Mugil cephalus (flathead mullet) is the source of this 1357-nucleotide messenger RNA. RefSeq names its product ubiquinol-cytochrome-c reductase complex assembly factor 1 (gene uqcc1). Lineage: Eukaryota; Metazoa; Chordata; Actinopteri; Mugiliformes; Mugilidae. Gene Ontology annotation, biological process: mitochondrial respiratory chain complex III assembly. The record is from RefSeq and is a predicted model, not a curated record. The transcript is spliced from 9 exons. Gene Ontology annotation, cellular component: mitochondrion. Bases 164 to 1021 code for a protein of 285 amino acids.
UGUGUGUCGGAUGCGUUCCGGUGACAUUGCUGAGGAGGAGGAAGAGGGGGUGUGUUGGUGUUACCAAACGUGUUGAUUUUGUGUCAGGGAGCCGCGGUGAAGUGGUGAAGUGGUGAAGUGGAAGCCCCGCUCCUCGGCCUCUUCCCCCGGACCCAGCGGAGUCAUGUACCGGCGGCCGCUGCUGCUUUUCGCCGCCAGGAGCGUCUCUAAUGCGGCCACGUCCCGAGCCGCCUGCGGGAAGGCGUUGCAUCAAGAAGCUGGAGUCAGAGCUCUAGCAGCCUGCCAACGGGCCAGAGUUUCCUCUCCCUGUCUCACAACACGCCGCAAUCUACAAACCACCACACAGCUCUGUAAUGUGAAGGAGACGUCCCAGCACAUGGAGGUGGAGGUGGGAGCCUUCACUAAGCUCAUAGAGGCCAUGGGCUUCACAGGAUCGCUCAAGUACAACAAAUGGAAAAUCAAGCUUGCUGCCUUGCGCAUGUACACAAGCUGCGUAGAGAGAAUCAACUACGACGAGUUCUUUGAAAAGUGCUCCCUCCCUGACACUCUAAACUCCUGGUUCGUGGUCACACAGCUGCACGUCUGGAUGUGUUUGGUCCGAAUGCGUCAGGAGGGCCGAGAGGGGAAGUACAUGUGCCAGUACCUUGUCCACUCCAUGUGGGAGGACAUAGAUCAGAGGAACAAAAUCCUUGGGAUCAGCGCUGUCCAGAGAAAGGAGGCGACCAAAGUGAUGACUGAGACCUUCUACGCAGCCAUAUUUGGAUACGACGAGGGAAUCCUGUCCGACGACGCUGUCCUGGCUGCAGCUCUGUGGAGGAACCUGUUCAGCUGUCAGUGUGAGGACCCCAGACAGCUGGAGCUGAUGGUGGAGUACGUACGCAAACAGAUGCAGUUCAUCGAUGCUCUGGACGCCGACGACCUGCUGCUGACUGGAGAGGUCAGGUGGCGCCCCCUGGUGGAGGAGAACGCUCAGAGCAUCCUGAAGGUGGCCAGACCUACGUACAACGACGCUGGACUGUGAGGGACGCUCCUCCUCCUCCUGCUCCUCCUCCUCCUGUUCCUCCUGCUCCUCCUCUCCUUCCAUCAUAUCGGAUUAUAAAAACCAGCUCUGUUACUGUAGCACUUCUUUUCUCCUCACGUUUCCCCAAAACACUUCUUCCUCCUCCUCUUCCUCUAAAAUCAGGGACUUCCAUCGUCGUCCUGUCGGGUUUGAGAGCGUCUUCAGAUCUCUGUAUUUAUAUGGUCUCAUGUGUUGUUGUUGUUGUUGUUUUCCAUGAACACCACUCUGUAUUUAUGAAGGCUUUUGUAUACCUCCUGUUCCUCCGCUGUGUGUGAAUAAAGCUUGGCUCUGAUUGGC